Molecule: messenger RNA, 4724 nt
Organism: Pristis pectinata (smalltooth sawfish)
Lineage: Eukaryota; Metazoa; Chordata; Chondrichthyes; Rhinopristiformes; Pristidae
Gene: hltf
Product: helicase-like transcription factor
Exons: 39
Coding region: 466-4404 (1312 amino acids)
Biological process (GO): G protein-coupled receptor signaling pathway; response to pheromone
Molecular function (GO): hydrolase activity, acting on acid anhydrides, in phosphorus-containing anhydrides; ATP-dependent chromatin remodeler activity; ATP binding
Source: RefSeq, a predicted model, not a curated record
AGGUGGUGGCUGUUGUGCUGUAUUUUGUUCGUCUUUUGUUUGCGGUUAGUUACCGGCAAGUUUGAAGCAGGGAAGUUAGAGACAGACAAGAAUUGGGUAUUUUUGACCAAAUUUUGUUUCCUACCUGAGAGAGGACAGAUCAGCUAUCAUAUCAGAUACCCCAAGGAAAAACAUGAAAUAAAUUUGCUAUUUUACUAUGAUGAGAAGAAUCAGUGGCCCUCAGUGUACAAGAAUAACUCAAAGAACUGUUGGAGUAAAGAAGCAGUGGCUGCUACUGGAAAUAAUCAGCUGUUGAACCUCACUCAUGACUUUGUGUUGUCUGGUUGCCAGGUGGUAGAUGUGAAUGGAAUAAAUUACACAGAUUGUCAAAAAAAACUCAACUUCCGUUCAGCAAGGGAGAGAUGGUGGUUCCUUGCAAUCAGUAAUUGUAGGGGCGGAGGAAUAAGUUUGGAAUACAAAAUUAAAAUGUCUAAUGGGAAAACUUUGUGGAGAAGACAUUUUUCUGCCAACCAGAUAGGCAUUCUUGAAGUACACAUACUUUCAGUAUUGUUAUUCGUAAUUGUACUUGGAGUUUGUAUAUAUUUUGCUUAUCAUUUGAAGAGAAGACAUUUGUUGCAUUCUAGCUAUCAGAUGCUAAUGGUCUCUAUAGGAGCAGAAGGUCUAGGCCAUUUCUUCCUAUGCAUUCACUUUGGCAUUUAUGCACUGAAUGGUGUAGGUUGUGAAUCUGUCAAAAUAAUCGGACGCUUAUUGCUGGUGAUCAGCUAUUUACUGCUUGUUCCAAUGCUGCUUCUAAUGAGCCAUGGAUUUACAAUUACAAGGACCAAGAUUCAUCAUUCUAGCGCUGUCACUGUCUGUUUGGUGGUGGUCACCUUUGCAAUUAUGUACACCUGGUUUUUCAUUAGUGAGAAACAUUCAACGUAUAAAAUCAUGCACCAGCAUCCCGAGAAACGGCCAUUUUAUCUGCUCUUCUUUCCAGCAUUCGCUUUCUGGUUUUUUGCAGUACCUGUUAGCAGCCUUCUUGGACAAUUUAUGAUUCCAAACUGGAAACGUGAACGUGUCAUGAGUACAGUCUUGCUGCUUUUGAAAUUCUACGUGUAUGUUGUUAUGUUGUUUCUAAUCAGGCCAUUCCAUACAAACACAAGAUUUCCCUUUCACAUUGACACCUCACGGAUUGCACUUAUGAGAUAUGCAUCAGAAUCCCAGGAAAACUUCCUAAAAUUUGGACGUCGUGUGUACAGAAAUAUCAGUGUCACAAGCUUCAUCAACAAUGAUUCCAGAGGUGCGGUUGCUAAUGGGCCAAAAAAAUCUACUUUGCAAGAGGAUGCAGAUUUGAAUAGAGAUCUCUGGAAAGAACUGAUAGUCAAAUUGAUUGCAGAUUUGGAUUUGUUAAACAGAAAGAGGUAUAACACAUUAUCUCUUUGCUCUGGAUCCGGAGGAGUCACUGUCCCAAAUGAUAAACCGCACGCUGCAGACGACACGGCAGCAGCAGACGAGGACCUGGAUUCUGCUGUCCUAUUUGGAAACCUCCGAGGAAAUAUAGUUGGAUUACGUUAUUAUACCGGUGUGGUGAGCAAUAAUGAAAUGGUUGCUCUUCAGCGAGAUCCGAACAAUCCUUAUGACAGUAAUGCAGUCCAAGUGAAUAAUGUGAAUGGUAUUCAAGUGGGACAUAUCAAACGGGAGCUGGCGGGCACCCUGGCCUUCAUCCUAGAUAAUAAACUGGCCAGGAUUGAAGGGGUUGUCCCCUAUGGAGCUAACAACGUGUUCACCAUGCCUGUGCAGCUUUCCUUCUGGGGCAAAGAGGAAAACCGCAGUGCUGUUCUGGAAAGACUGAAGAUGCACAACUUCAAACUGGCACCGCCCAACAAAGGCAGUGGGAUUGCUGAAGCCUGGUCUGGAAUGGGAACUGCAAGAGCUGGUCCAAGCUACAAAGCUCCUGUGCACACUGCUGUACAGAUGACAGCAGAACAGCUAAAGAAUGAAUUUGACAAGAUUUUUGAAGAUCUGAAAGAGCAUGAUAAGACUCGGGAAAUGGAACCAGCUAAGGCUGUCCGCACCCCGUUGCUGCCUCAUCAGAAGCAGGCUCUGGCCUGGAUGAUACUGAGGGAAAACAACACCGACCUUCCUCCAUUCUGGGAGCAGAGAAACAACAUGUACUACAACUUGCUGACAAACUUUGCAGAGAAGGAGAGGCCCGAAAACGUUCACGGAGGCAUCCUCGCCGAUGACAUGGGUCUGGGAAAAACGUUGUCGACCAUCGCAGUGAUCCUUACAAACCAUCACCGUGGAAAACCACUUCCCAUUGAAAAAUGUACAGCGGAGGAAUCAUCUGGCUACAGAGACGCAAUGGAGAAAACUUGCACACAAAGGCCCAACAAGGCACCACCCAGCACUUCUGAAGUACAGCCUGAUGCUGACAACAGAGAAAAGGUUCCUUCAGUCGAGACCACAGGAAGCGUUUCCUCAUCGGGAUUUGAUGUAUUCAGUUCAUCACAUCCUAAAAGGAAAAAAGCAGAGAAUGUUAAAUACACUUACAGCAGUGACUCGGAGAAGGACGAGGAAUGCCCCCUUCCAACGAAAAAAGUGAAAGAACAAGCGAAAGGUGUGCUAGUUAAGGAAACAGAAUGGAAACCUACAAGCAGUAGGAGAAAAGGAGUUACUGAAGGUGAAUCACACUUCAAAUGUGGCUUCAUGGAGGAUGUUGAUUUUGCAACAGCACUUGGUGGCUCAAGUUCCACCUUGAAAAAGACGAAGAAAGGUUGUACCAGCAUACAGACCAGCAUUAAAUCAACAUUCGGCACCAAGGCAAGAUCAACCCUGAUUGUUUGUCCGCUCUCUGUGCUCAGUAAUUGGAUUGAUCAGUUUGACAGACACUUGUGUCCUGAUGUGAAGCUGAAUAUGUACCUUUAUUACGGUUCUGAGCGAAAUAAGGGCACAGCUUUCCUUGCAGAACAGGAUGUGGUGUUGACAACCUACAAUACGUUAACGGUUGAUUAUGGGAGUGGAAGUGCCAGCCCGCUGCACAAAGUGAACUGGCUCCGUGUGGUACUGGACGAGGGUCACACCAUCCGAAACCCAAAUGCCCAGCAGACUAAAGCAGCACUCACUCUGAAUGCUGAGAGAAGAUGGGUGUUAACAGGCACUCCAAUUCAAAACUCCUUGAAGGAUCUGUGGUCCAUUCUUUCAUUCCUGAAGUUGAAACCAUUUACAGACAGACAGUGGUGGCAUCGGACAAUUCAACGCCCCGUAACCAUGGGGGACCAACAUGGCCUCAAACGGCUACAAGCAUUGAUAAACAACAUCACCUUGCGAAGGACCAAAACCAGCAAAGUAAAUGGCAAGCCUGUAAUCGAGCUGCCGACACGCACGGUCUUUAUUCAACAUAUCACGUUAUCCGACGAAGAGAAGCAAAUAUACGAAUCUGUGAAGAAUGAAGGUCGGGCCAUCAUUGGCAGAUAUUUCAGUGAAGGAUCUGUUUUCACACAUUACGCCGAUGUUCUGGCAAUCCUGGUCUGGCUGAGGCAGCUGUGCUGCCAUCCGCGUCUAUUUGCAAACUCUUCAGCUGUUAUGGGCUCUGCAGACAGUGCCACUCCUGAUGAACUGAGAGAGAAGUUGGUGAAGAAGAUUAAACUAGUUUUGAACUGUGGCUCUGAUGAAGAGUGCGCUAUCUGUCUGGAGUCACUAACCUUUCCUGUAAUUACACACUGUGCCCAUGUCUACUGCAAACCAUGCAUCUGUCAGGUUAUUCGAAAUGAACAGCCCACUGCCAGGUGCCCCUUGUGCAGGACAGAGAUCCGAGUGGAACAGCUGGUGGAGUGUCCCCCUGAAGAGACGGAUUCGGCACCGCUUGACAAAACCCAGCAGGCCUGGGUCUCCAGCUCAAAGGUGGAUGCCCUGAUGCAUUCCUUGAUUGAACUUCGAAAGCAGGACCCCACCAUUAAGAGUUUAGUUGUCUCUCAAUUCACAGCCUUUCUUACUCUUAUCGAAACUCCUCUGAGACAAGAAGGCUUCACCUUCACCCGCCUGGAUGGCUCGAUGCCGCAGAAGCGAAGGAUAAUCGCCAUCGAGUCCUUCCAGAGCAGCAGUCCGGGCUCACCAACCAUCAUGCUCCUCUCGCUAAAAGCCGGUGGAGUUGGACUGAAUCUCACAGCAGCUUCCCGAGUAUUCCUCAUGGAUCCUGCUUGGAACCCUGCUGCUGAGGACCAGUGCUUCGAUAGAUGCCACAGGCUGGGCCAGACCAGAGAUGUCGUCAUCACUAAGUUCAUUGUGAAGGACUCCGUGGAGGAAAAUAUGAUGAAGAUUCAGAACAAGAAGCAGGAACUUGUUGCAGGAGCUUUUGGUUCCAAAAGACAGCGGGAAAUAAAGCAGGGCCGGAUUGAAGAGAUCAAGAUCUUGAUCAACAUGUGAUACCAGUUUCUGCUGGCUUAAAUGUUUUAUUUUCUCUCUUCCUUCCAAGAAAUCUGAAUCAUUGAAAUUUUAAGAUUUUGCAGACCAAACAAAUUUGAAUGAGAAGGUAACUUUAAUACAAAAUGUUUAAUGGCUUCCAUAAGUUAGAGUCUAUAAAACAAAUCCAGUUUAAUAUAUGCGCCAGUUUGUUCUUCAGAUGGAGGAGAUGCUACAGUCAAAAGUGCCAACCCUCAGAUACGACAUUAAAACAUAGAGAUUAAAAUAAUUUUUGUCAAGGGAAAUCUAAAGAUACAUUUCUUCAUUAUUCAGCAGAUGCAGCU